Molecule: messenger RNA, 672 nt
Organism: Talaromyces proteolyticus
Lineage: Eukaryota; Fungi; Ascomycota; Eurotiomycetes; Eurotiales; Trichocomaceae
Exons: 1
Coding region: 1-672 (223 amino acids)
Source: RefSeq, a predicted model, not a curated record
AUGACUUCUACUCGUUCCUUCUGCGGCGUCUCCCUGGUAGAUAGCCAGCUGGUCCAAGCAUCCCUUAAACUGGCCAAGGAGAGCCAUGACGAAGUGUCCUUCAAUCAUGUCUAUCGUUCUUGGGUUUUCGGCGCCUUACUUGCCUCGAAAAUCCCGACGUUCGCCGAAGCCGAAAUUGAUUUUGAGGUGCACGCCGCGUCGGCUCUUCUCCACGAUCUCGCAUGGCACUGUGACAGCCCUUUCUCUACACCAGACAAACGCUUCGAAGUCGACGGGGCCAAUGCCGCUCGCACAUUUCUCGACCAAGCCGCACCGCAUUUCGCCCCUCGCCAGCGUCAGCUUGUCUGGGACAGUAUUGCGCUGCAUACCACGCCUAGCAUUGCGCAACAUAAAGAGCCUGAAGUUGCCCUCUGUGCGAUGGGCGUUUUCGCUGACUUCCUCGGUCCUCGUUUUCCCGGUGGUCUGAUUUCCAAGGAUGAGUACAAUAGUGUCAUCAAGGAGCUGCCCUUGUGCGAUUUUAAGGAAUCGGUUAAGAAGAUACUGUGUGGCCUAUGUGAGAAAAAGCCCCAGACGACCUAUGAUAACUUUGUGAGAGACUUUGGCGAGCGCUUUGUGGAGGGGUAUACGGCCGAGAAUGCUGUUGAUAUGUUAAUGGUGACGAUUGAGAGCUGA